Messenger RNA from Tupaia belangeri chinensis (Chinese tree shrew), 2138 nucleotides. It is a transcript of the gene TPP1, whose product is annotated as tripeptidyl peptidase 1. Bases 42 to 1760 code for a protein of 572 amino acids. The record is from RefSeq and is a predicted model, not a curated record. Gene Ontology annotation, molecular function: tripeptidyl-peptidase activity; serine-type endopeptidase activity. The transcript has 13 exons. NCBI's taxonomy places the organism in Eukaryota, Metazoa, Chordata, Mammalia, Scandentia, Tupaiidae. Gene Ontology annotation, biological process: central nervous system development; proteolysis.
GCGUGGUGGUGGUGAAAAAUAGGGCUCAUGUGAUCUGUCACAUGACAGCAGAUCUGCAGAAAGGCCGAAUGGAACUCCCAGCCUGCCUCCUAGGGCUCCUUGCCCUCUCCAUCACUGGCAAAUGCAGUUACAGCCCAGAACCUGACCAGCAAUGGACGCUACCCCCAGGCUGGGUGUCCCUGGGCCGUGUGGACCCUGAGGAAGAGCUGAGUCUCACCUUUGCCCUGAAACAGCAGAACCUGGAAAGACUCUCGGAGCUGGUGCAGGCAGUGUCGGAUCCCCGCUCUCCUCAAUACGGAAAAUACCUAACCCUAGAGGAUGUAGCUGAACUGGUCCGGCCAUCACCAUUGACCCUCCACACAGUCCAAAAAUGGCUCUUGGCAGCUGGAGCCCGGAACUGCCAUUCUGUGACUACACAAGACUUUCUGACUUGCUGGCUGAGUGUCCGACAGGCAGAGCGGCUGCUCUCUGGGGCUGAGUUUCAUCGCUAUGUGGGAGGACCUGCCAAGACCCAUGUUGUAAGGUCCCCACAUCCUUACCAGCUCCCACAGGCUUUGGCCAGCCAUGUGGACUUUGUGGGCGGACUGCACCGCUUUCCCCCCACAUCGUCCCUGAGGCAACGCCCUGAGCCACUGGUGGCAGGGACUGUUGGCAUGCACCUGGGGGUGACCCCAUCUGUGAUCCGAGAGCGAUACAACUUGACAGCAAAAGAUGUAGGCUCUGGUACUACCAACAACAGCCAGGCCUGUGCCCAGUUUCUGGAGCAGUACUUCCAUGCCUCAGAUCUGGCUGAGUUCAUGCACCUCUUUGGUGGCAACUUUGCACACCAGACAUCAGUGGCCCGUGUGAUUGGAAAACAGGGCUGGGGUCGGGCUGGCAUUGAGGCCAGUCUAGAUGUGGAGUACCUGAUGAGUGCUGGUGCCAACAUCUCCACGUGGGUCUACAGUAGUGCUGGCCGGCAUGAGGCACAGGAGCCCUUCCUGCAGUGGCUCCUGCUACUCAGUAACGAAUCAGUCCUGCCAUACGUGCACACCGUGAGCUACGGAGAUGAUGAAGACUCCCUCAGUAGUGCCUACAUCCAGCGGGUCAACACUGAGUUCAUGAAGGCUGCCGCCCGGGGGCUGACCCUGCUCUUUGCCUCAGGUGACAGUGGGGCUGGGUGUUGGUCUGUCUCUGGAAGACACCAAUUCCGUCCUAGCUUUCCUGCCUCCAGUCCCUAUGUCACCACAGUGGGUGGCACAUCCUUCCAGAAUCCUUUCCUCAUCACAAAUGAGAUCGUUGACUAUAUCAGCGGUGGCGGCUUUAGCAAUGUGUUCUCACAGCCUUCCUAUCAGGAGGAAGCUGUAGCCAAGUUCUUGGGCUCUAGUCCCCACCUGCCUCCAUCCAGUUACUUCAAUGCCAGUGGUCGUGCCUACCCAGAUGUGGCUGCACUUUCUGAUGGCUACUGGGUGGUCAGCAACAACAUACCCAUUCCGUGGGUAUCUGGAACAUCGGCUUCCACUCCAGUGUUUGGGGGAGUCCUAUCCUUGAUAAAUGAGCACAGAAUCCUCAACGGCCGCCCCCCUCUUGGCUUUCUCAACCCAAGGCUCUAUCAGCAGCAUGGGGCAGGACUCUUCGAUGUAACUCAUGGCUGCCAUAUGUCUUGUCUGAAUGAAGAAGUUGAGGGCCAGGGUUUCUGCUCUGGCCCUGGCUGGGAUCCUGUGACAGGCUGGGGAACACCCAACUUCCCAGCUCUGCUGGAGACACUACUCAACCCUUGACUUCCCUGCCAGCAAAGCUGGCCUAUCCCUUGCCCUGAAGCUGAUGGCUUUGUCCCUUAUUCUGUCUUGUUGGAAGCCCUGCUGAAUUCUCAACUGUUGACUGCUACUUAAGACAUCUCCCUAACCCUGUCAUGCGGUGAGCUUGACUUGACUCCCAUUCCUAACCUGCCCCAUCAUACUCAGGUUUCCCUACUCCUGCCUCAGGUUCCUUAACAAGAUGCUAUCACCAGCAUUUUUUUUUUUUUUUUGGCUGUCCCCUGCUUCCACCUCUUCUUCCUCUUUUCAACCAGACUCUUCCAAAGGAUUCUCCACACUGACCUUGUGCACUAUUUCAUUUCAUGUUAAGUCACUGCAAUAAAACCACUGUACACUAUUUUA